Anopheles stephensi (Asian malaria mosquito) is the source of this 8110-nucleotide messenger RNA. RefSeq names its product proteoglycan 4. The record is from RefSeq and is a predicted model, not a curated record. Gene Ontology annotation, biological process: negative regulation of centriole replication. Lineage: Eukaryota; Metazoa; Arthropoda; Insecta; Diptera; Culicidae. The coding region runs from base 1014 to 4007 and encodes 997 amino acids. Gene Ontology annotation, molecular function: microtubule binding. The transcript is spliced from 17 exons.
UGGUUAGAAAAUUCUCCAUCAGCCAUUACUCUCGGUGUGCAGCUACAGUCCGCAGCGCAGUCGAGUCGUUCGUCCGUACAGUUUAGGUUCUCCCCUCCUUGUAACAGGUUCAGCAAAAAGGAAGGUGUUUCCGAACGGUGGAAAAAUUUCUGCGCCUUUGCGUGAGUGCGUGAUUCUACCGGGCUGUUUUUUGUUGUUGUUGUUGUAAUCUGUGCCCCCCCAGUGCUAUCGAGUGUUUUCGUGUGUGUGUGAGUGCGAGUGUGUGUAUGUGUUUGCGUGUAGGUGUAAGCAUAUUGGUGUGUGUGUUUUAGUGUGUUGCGGGCCUUCCCGUCAGUUCCCUUCGAGGCUCUCUCACAGUAAUCCCACAACGGGCGAUCCUUAGGCCAGCUGUUCUGGAACGAGCUAUCGAAGGAGUCGUCGUCGCGCAAAAGGGAAAAUGUGUGGCCCACUGAAUCGUACCCUGGUGUACACCCAUUUCGGUGUCUGAUUGACGAUUUUGGAGCAAGCGGCCCACCGACCGACCGACCGACCAAUCGACCGAACCGACAGUCACCCGAGAGUACCGCAGAAAAAUCGAUACGGAUCCGAAGUGUGAACCGUGUCCAAUCGCCGACCGGCCAGGAAACGCGGUCUCGUACAAAGGUGAAUUCGAUCGUCCAGCAGUACCAGCAGCAGUCCACGCCGAUUAGCCGUGUUGGGAAGUACAUGCUAGCAAAGUAAAUUAGACGACGACGACGGUUGGGACAGGUCGACAGGCCCAAAGUGAGGUGAAACGGAAGUGAAGGGUAUUGCGCGCACGUGUGUGCUCUCUCUCCCUUUCUCUCGUCCUACAUUCUUGUCCUCUCACUAACGUUCGCCCGGUGGAAAGAAGUCUCAUUUCCCGGCUUUUCCACGUUCCGUUUGUUUACCGCUAUCCGCUACGUGCUAGCACCGUUGGGUUGCCCGGCAGGGACCAACGUACAUUUUAAUACUCCUUCAGUGUGUCUACGGUCAUCCAGCAAACACCCGGCUUCAUGAUCGGCUCAUUUUGGAACCUUUGUAGAGCGUGCCCAUCAAUGCCUGUAGAUAAGCUCCAUUCGGAAUAUAGAAGUACGUAUCGAUGGCACGAAUAUACCGGAGGUCCUGAUGUCGUAAGAAAACCACCUGUGCCAAAUCAAUUCGCAGCCAGCUCGAAGGCGGAUCACUUUUUCUCGAAAUCAACGGAGGAUGAAAAGUUUAUCGAAGCCUCGAUCAACGAGCCGCCCUUGCCGAGAAGGAAAAAGUGCCCCGAGCUAGCGUACCGGACGAACGAGUUCUUGGCCGCACGGGGUAAAAAUGAAACCAUCGGGCACGAUCGUACCGAUGCUGGAGCAACGACUCACACUAGAGCAAGGUCUGAAGAGCGUGGAACGCCGUCGCGCCGCAGUAAAUCGGAAGGACCGCCGGCUGGUGUCGCUAACGGAAGGCUUCCGACCGGGACCGGAUAUGCGAACGGAACGAUCGAGCCGGUUUCGCACUCGGGCAGGGCACUGGAACAGGCGGGUGAGUCUUCUUCUAGUGGACUAUUCAAAAAAACCAUUACCAAACUGAGCACGGAGUACCGGCUCCAGUUCGUGUGGCCACACGUGCGGCGCGCGAUCAGGGGCGGCCCCGGGGCUGGUGCGCACGGCGCUGGAGGCGACGGUGACGGUGCGGACACUAUCGAUGCACCCCCGCGCAAGUCCCUCUCCAUGGGCGCACUGAAGGCGGCCCAGAUCGGAGCCGCCGGAGGCGGCACCAUCGCUUCCGUACACAAAAAACGAACGACUAACGAGCGAGAAGCCACGGCCACGGAGCUUGAACCACUGGUCAACGAUUGCGAGACGUCGAUGGAAAAGUCGCAGCAACCGAAUGAAAAACGGGGAGAGAUGGCUCGUGUGGUGGAGCAGAAACUAAAGGCACUACGCGUGGAGAAGGAAAAGUUUGGUUUCGAACCGGAAGCAGGUGAUGGGUCACGGGCACAGGCAAGCUCUGGCAUCGAUAAUGCCUGGUACAAGGAGGUACUGGAGCUUCGGAAGAAAGCUGGCGAAUACCGGAACCGAGGCUGGGGAGUGGAAAUGAAUCCGGAUCUCUUUAACAAGCAGGUUGAACUGUGGGACCAAGUGUCCCGUCGCAGUUCGCUGAGUGCGCUUUCGUUGGCAUCAAGCGUACGGCCAAUUACGAAAGAGGAAAAGGAGAAGGAAAACAACAAGAAGAGCUCUCCAACCAAACCGUUCGCUCGUGGAGCACGGGUUCCGGGUAGUGCACGGCCGGUCGAACUCAGCAAGGCAGCACUGCCAGAUGGGUUGAACUUCUCUGCUGCAGCCCGCAGCCGCAAGGAUGCGAUUCGCCAUCAUCUGGAGCGCACGACUGGUCCGGACGUCGAGGAGGGUGCCCUGUUGCCUUCACCGACACGCGAAAAGCUGAUGCCGGCGAUCCCGCGUUCAAAGGCCGACAGCCCGCAGCGUGGUAGCCCGCAGAAGACGGCCCUAUCACGCCACGGCAGUCCACAGAAGGGAAGCCCGCAGAAGAUAAGCCCGAAGAAAAUGUCCGGUAAGGGACGUUCGCAAUCGGUUGGACCGACCGUCGCACCCGAUGGUACCACACCGGUGGUCGCCGGUGGAUCGCCCAAACGGCAGAUCCGUUCGGGCAGUACGGUUGCCGCCUCGACUGCUUCAUCCGCAGCAAAAACGCACAAGAAAACGCCGACCUCGGCCACGGCGCCGACCAUCGCGCAAAACCAGCAGCCGCAGCAACCGGAACGAAGACCACGGCCGACAUCCCUUUCCACCACCACCAAUCACUCCCGCUCGAAGAGCAGCACCCUGCCCGCGAGCCGCCUCCAUCCUCCGCAUACCAGUAAUCUCACGAACCUCACCAACAACAAUCAUCUUCCCAAUGCAUCACCAUCAUCAUCCGCCACCACAAUGGCCGCGUCCAUAAUCGCGCCCACCAACAACAGCACCCCCGCCGUCGCUAGUACCGGCGCCGCUGCCGCCCGCGCCAAGCUCACGCUCGCGACCGGCGGCACCAAGCGAGCGACACCGCAGUCGGCCGGCCGAACGGCCAAACCGCCCACCAGUCUGGCGAGCGACUCCUCUGCCCCUUCGUCGGCGUCAAGCACGCUGAGGAAGAAGCAGAGGGGGGUGGGCGAGGGCGGUGUCGGUAGUACCGGCGGUCGGGGCAGCGCCAGCGCCAGAUCGGUCGAUUCGGACAAAAAAUUACCCAUCGGAAGCGUUGAGGAUGCGGACAAAGAGAGUGCUCCGACUGUGAGUCCAGCAGUAGCUGUGGGUCAGCCGACCGUGGCUCCGCCUCCGGAAAUACUCGAGCAGAUAAUCAAGUCACCACCGGAGCCGACACGCGUCAAGUCACCGGAGCAAAUCAUUAUGCGCUCGCCCGAUCCGGUCAACUGGACUGUACCGUUGGACACGGGCAAAACGUUCACCGUGACGCAGAAUGUGCGGGAGGGUGAUCCAAUGAUUCGUCCGCACAGCGAAAUUAAGGCAUCAACUCCAGUAGAACAACCGCCGCCACCACCACAGUCGGCACCUCCAGAGCUUUCUGAACAAUCGAAAAUGCCUAAUACCAAACUAGAACCGAGCUCGAUUAAGGAAUCGGAAGAUGAAGACGAUGAUUUGCCACGCUCGAAAUCAUCCGUUGCUUCAUCGGUCAACCCAACGUCGAUAGCGAUCUCGGAACCGAUGACCGUUUCGCAUCCACCACCAUCACAACCAUCUGCCGCACCAACUGUCGCUUCGUCCGCUACCGGAGAUCCGAAAGACGAAGCAGCUGUUUCAACUGUAGCCCCACCAGUUCCGGCACCGGAACCGGUACGCUACGAUAAACCCGUGGCCGGUUCGACCCUGCGCUGUCUGGACGAUCCGACGUUCGAGUCGGACAUCAAUUCACCGCUGGGCAAUCGGAACGUUGCCACGGAAGUGCUCGACAAGGCACGCGAUCGGUUCGAUCGUUUCUGGGGCAACCCGAACGAAAAGCCGGAAGAGUCUUAAGGAGUGAACCGGGGAGAGUAUUAGUUUUUCCUUCUGCUUGCUAACACUUCCCGGCAUAGCAUCCAGGCAGAUCAGGGUUAAUAUUGUUUUUGCUGCUGCCGUACUGUGGUGGGCUGGGGGCGUUUGAGUGGCAAUAGCUUCCAAACAGCUGGAAAAAAGGGAAAUCGAUAUGACACGACUGUUAAAUCAAUCGAAGCAAUGAGCAUCGAAAACCACUCAAGAUAAAAACACAACCCGUUGCGCUAGCGUGGCAACACACGUCGAACGGGUGUCGGCAGCAGCAGGGGUGUUGCUUAGGACACAAACAGUGACAGGGUAGUCAGGUACACUAGUAAAAAAAAGAAGCAAAACCAGUAACGUAAAAACCAACCAAACUCACUUAUCAAAACUCUCGGCGUUCUCACGCGCAGCCCGGUGGACUGUUUCUGUGUGUUUAUGUGCUUUUUCGAACCAGUGUACCAGGUACGAGGGAAGUAAGUGUCUCCGUUCCGGGGCUGGUGUUUAGUAUUAGUACGCGCGUACAGGAAGGGCUGCAUAGUAGUAUUGUUAUUUAAUGUUUAGGGUAUAGUGAGCGGUGAACCAAUCCCCGUGUCGGUAUUCCGAUUUAAACGGACGUUCAUUUCAUAGUUUUCAACCACAAUAACAAAUGCUUCGUUUUCGCUUCAUCCAAACCCUUUCGGUUGACGAACCUGCAACGCAUCACGUUCGUCGCGGAAUUUCAUCUCAUCCAUUCGGGCACAUUUAUAUAGGCUAGCUUUCGAAUCUUAUAACCACUGGCACACAGUAAGUCACAUGCACUCACUCACUCAGUCUCUCUCAGGGAAGCCGUAAGAGUACGUUUAAGCAGCGUGUUCAAGAGGUUUCUCGUUCGAACGAAGUACACAGCUUGAGCCGCGACGCGAUAUUUCGGCAAGGCAGAAGGUAAGAUGCUGCAGCUCCAUAUAGUUUCGCAGCAGCUAGUUUGGCAGACAGAUCUGUGCGAGAGCGAAAGGGGAGAUUGGAAGUUUGGUUAAAACAAAUUGCAGCUUGCGAACGCGGCAUGAGUCAACAUCUACUUGAGCCGCCCGGUAACAAAUAAUGGUAGCGGAAAAUCCCUCUUCAAUUUAAUUGCAAACCCAGCACGGUAAACAUUGGCUUACAAGUGUUUACAACGAGGUCGGUGUAACGGGUUCGAUAAAACAAACAUAAUGCAGUAAUUUGGCUUGAGUUUUCUACGCUGCUGCUACUUUCGUCCACAGACACACACACACGUUCCAUAUAUGAUACACAAGAACAGGACAGGAUAGGAAGGUACAAAGGUAAAAUCUAGCAAACCGAAAACCGAAAACGCCACACCACAGCAAAACACCAUUAGCUAGGUGACCUGAGCUGUUGCACCUCAGAGUCGACCGUUUGAGUCCGAACGUAACAAAUCAUCAUCCGUCUGCAGUUUACGAAGUCAAAGAGAAUCAUUCGUAGUUGUUUGGUUAUAUUUUUGGCCGUGCUUUGUCGUGCCGCUGAUUUUUUUUUGCUAGAUCGUGGCAGUUUGCCUAGACGACAACUGUCCUUGUAGGCCGUUUGGUAGCCAUACCACUUUGACGGGUUGGCAAGCAAUAUAGCAGAACAAGCCACAAUUGCUCAGUCAUACUAUAACGUGCCACAGUGCAUAGUAUAUUGGCGUACGUUCCCGUCGGGAUAGCCCGUCCAUAGUUUAUGGUUUGGCUUUUUUGCGUUUUGUCGAUAAAAAUACAGCUCAAUACAUCAAACCAGGUGUAGGUAGGAGGUAGGCGAAAAUGCAUACAAAUUUUUGGAGGUCACAUUUUUCCCGCAGGACACAGCAUGCUACAGCCAGUGAUCUGCUCACCUUGAACCGAUCCGCACCAGAAUCGUUGUAACGAUGAGUACUAAAGCAACCAACAUACCGCGCCAAACGUUUACGGAGUUUUGAUUUCGAAGGCGUUUUUGCAAACCGGGCACACCGAACCCAAAACCGAUAUGCAAGAUGAUUCUCUUUGUAAGCAUUAGUUUGGCAAACAGGCAAAAGAUAAUACAGCGAAGCAAGAAGCAGUCAGCCGCAGUGAGAAGAAGAAGCAGAUGAUAAAACAUGGAAAAUUUCACGUCCGGUUAACACAAAAGGAAGCAAAAACCUCUCCAUACAAACAUGAUAGUACGAUUAGAAGCGAAGGUGUUAGAAGCAUCUAGCAGUAUCUUUACAGGAUACAGGAUGGAUUACACUAUUUUUGCUGCUCCAUUUAAAACAAACCGUACACCAUUUGCAUAACAAACUUUUCAGACUAGUUAAAUUUCAUACCGAAACACGUAUCGCGUAAUGUAAAAGGGGCAAAACACACAUUUCAUCCAUUAUUUAAAGGACUAGCAACAAACGUAAGCAGGAAAAACGGUGGUUAAAAUUAAAUAAAAGUUUGGCUACAUAUUUGGGCGGGCAGAAAAGAGCGUUUGUAUCGAUGCGUACCGCGCUUAAGCUGACUUUUACACCGGAACCGCGUUCGGGACGCGAUAAUGCCCGCGCAUCGGCCAGCAAACACGUAUGGUUUAGUCGACAGUGAAAUUUGCAAUUAUAAUACUUGAACAAUUAAGAAGAAAACAAAAGAAAGAGGAGGAGAGGUGGAAAAAAUCAAUACGAAACAACUUACAGAAAUUGUAUCGCAAAAGCUGCACUAUAUAUGUAAUGUAAGCUCUAUUUAUCCCACUGUUGUUGCUAUGUUGCCUACACUUUGUGUUAUCUGUUUCUACUACUACUACUACUCAUCUACCUGGCGGUCGCUCACUGACGAGCAGGCCAUGGGUUUGAUAGCUUUUACCUAUCUAGUCACCUGAGUUGCGCGAGCUUUUGUACUGGUUGUUGUAAAAGCGUCAAAGGAAUAUGUCUGCGUUAAAGCGUGCUAGAAGAUGCGCCAAACAGCUUUGUUAUUCUACGAACAAACACACACACACACACAUAAACACAUAUACACGAUCGUUAUUGAGUGAAGGAAGAAAACAUUGGAAUGAAGAUAAUAAAAUGAAAAUUUGCACUAACACUAACACAGCGACACAGAAGGCCAACACGCCAACAAACGAAAUUGAAAGUCGUUAGGCAAGGAAAGGACAUAGGAACGAAUGUGAUUUGUGGUGAGAAAUUUAUACGAACAUUUUAUAUGAUUUAUAAAUUUCGAACAUUUUAUAUGAAAUUUAUACGACUCUGGUAUGAGGCCAAGUUCGGUGACGAAAAAGUACUGAUUGAGGCGUUGGUUUUUUUUUGUUUCGAUAUUCGUUAUCAGUUUUUUGCUUUCUUUUUGACAUUGCUUCCAUAGGUCUCGGCAUGGAUUUUCCAUGUGUAAAAGGGGAGGUGUACUGCAAUGUAACGAACGAAUGAUAAUGAUCAACAUAAUAUUGAUUACAACCAAUACUCUCUUUACGAUGCUUAAUGAUUAGUGACCCGUGACGCGUGGCUCUAGUGCAGAACGACAGGGAGCUGUAGGCAGUGAGCUGUACGUCGUAGAGCGCAGUCUAAAACCGGACCGAGAGUUUCUGAGCAGCGUGUGAAAGGAUACGUCGAUCGGUUUUGCUAGGACGUGCGUAUAGUGUUACCCGUAAGCAGUAUUCACACUGCCUUUUUUGCAACAGCGUGCAGAGAUAGCAAAUAAAGCGCAAUAAACACACUACCACAUUACCACAACACAAGCAAAGCAGCAACACAGCUGAUCACCGGACGGAAAAGGAAGAAAAACAAUGCAACAAACAAAAAAACAUAGCUCUUCUACAGUCCAGCAAAACACAACAUCACAACUGAUAAUAAUCGAAAAAUCGCAUUCAGCCAACUGCACUCCAAACGCAUGCAAACGAACGAAACUAAACGACGAUAAGCAGGAUCAGGAUGGGAAAGUUGAAGCAGAGGGGUAUGGGUCGGGGCAUACGAGUGAGAGGGAGUUUAAGACACGAUUACAAGGGCCCGGCUGGUGCAGCACAUGAAGAAUCAUCCAUUAUUAAAGAGCGACAGAGAAGCCAGAUUGUCACAGCCGAAAACAGGAGUUACGAUUACGUCAAGUCUAGAUUUUAAAAUUCAAUACAAAAUAUUAAAGGAAAAAAUGAACCAUAUAAUGAACAAUGGUUACAAACAAUAA